This is a messenger RNA of Ochotona curzoniae (black-lipped pika), 669 nucleotides long. RefSeq names its product apolipoprotein C3 (gene APOC3). Lineage: Eukaryota; Metazoa; Chordata; Mammalia; Lagomorpha; Ochotonidae. Gene Ontology annotation, molecular function: lipase inhibitor activity; high-density lipoprotein particle receptor binding; phospholipid binding. Gene Ontology annotation, biological process: negative regulation of triglyceride catabolic process; triglyceride homeostasis; negative regulation of high-density lipoprotein particle clearance. The record is from RefSeq and is a predicted model, not a curated record. Gene Ontology annotation, cellular component: chylomicron; spherical high-density lipoprotein particle; intermediate-density lipoprotein particle. The transcript has 4 exons. Bases 184 to 486 code for a protein of 100 amino acids.
GACACUCCAAACCUUCCUGGCUCAGGCCCCAGCCACCUCCGCUGGUCAGCAGGUGACCUUUGCCCGGCUAGCUGGGCCCUCAGUGCCCAGUGUCCUAGGGACAUAUAAACCAGAGCCACAGCCUGGGGCCUGACAGCUUUGUUCCUCCCUGAAGGCAGCGGCUCCAGCAGGAACACAGGUGCCAUGCGUCCCUGGGUGCUGUUGGCUGUGGCCCUCGUGGUGCUCCUGGCUUCUGCCCAAGCCAUGGAGGCCGAGGACACCUCCCUUCUCAGCGUCAUGCAGGAGUACAUGCAGCAGGCCACCAAGACGGCCCAGGAUGCACUGAGCAGCAUGCAGAAAUCCCAGGUGGCCCAGCAGGCCAGAGGCUGGAUGGAUGUUGGCAUCAGCUCCCUGAAAGACUACUUCAGCACGGUUGCAGGCAAACUCUCCGAAUUCUGGGAUUUGACCACUGAGGCUGCAACCACUCCGACUCCUGGGGCUGCCUGAGACAUCAAUUCCCCCCAGUCUGCCUGCCCAGCCACCCUGUUGGUGCCAUGGCUCCUGUGGGCUGCAGAGCUGUCCCCCAAGGACAGUUUGAAGGGACAGUAUCCUAGGCAGCCCCUCGCCCCUUCCCAGCCCCAGUCCUGGCUCUCCCACAGGCAUGCUGCCUCCCAAUAAAGCUGAAUUAGA